UGUUUAUGUCUUGGAAAACGUUUCAUUCACCUCAACAAUGGCACAGGAAAACUUCCAAAUUCCAAGAACGAAACUGGGGAGCCAAGGACUUGAGGUCUCAAAGCUUGGGUUUGGAUGCAUGGGCCUAACUGGAGUCUACAACUCUCCUCUCUCAGAUGAGGACGGAAUCUCAAUAUUGAGACAUGCCUUCGAUAAAGGAAUCACUUUCUUUGAUACUUCAGAUGUAUAUGGACCCCAUACUAAUGAGAUUUUGGUGGGAAAGGCCCUGAAGCAAUUACCAAGAGAAAAAGUUCAGUUGGCCACAAAGUUUGGUAUUGUCAAAAUGCCACCUCCUAAAAUGAUAGUGAAUGGCAUCCCUGAGUAUGUAAGGUCAAGUUGUGAGGCCAGCUUGAAGCGCCUAGGCAUAGAUUACAUUGAUCUGUAUUAUCAGCAUCGAGUCGACACAUCAGUGCCUAUUGAGGAAACUAUGAGUGAACUAAAAAAACUGGUUGAAGAAGGAAAGAUAAAGUAUAUUGGACUAUCUGAAGCUAGUCCUGACACAAUAAGAAGGGCACAUGCUGUUCAUCCCAUCACAGCUUUGCAGAUAGAGUGGUCCCUGUGGACUCGUGAUGUUGAGGAAGAGAUCGUUCCUCUUUGCAAGGAGCUUGGCAUUGGAAUUGUUCCAUAUAGUCCUCUUGGUCGUGGUUUUUUUGCAGGUAAAGGAGUUGUUGAAAGGUUGCCUGCAAACAGCAUGCUGGUUGGAUAUCCUCGAUUUCGAGCAGAGAACUUGGAUAAAAACAAAAUGGCAUAUAAUCGAAUGGAAAAGCUUGGUGAAAAGCAUAAAUGCACUCCUUCUCAACUAGCAUUGGCAUGGAUUCUCCAACAAGGGGAUUUUGUUGUGCCUAUUCCUGGGACUACUAAGAUCAAAAACCUGGAAUCGAACAUGGGCUCCUUGAGGGUGCAACUUACAGGAGAAGACCUAAAAGCAAUCGCUGCAGCUGUACCCAUAGAAGAAGUGGCAGGAGAUAGGGCCCAUGAGAGCAUGAGUGCCAUGUCAUGGAAGUUUGCUAACACACCUCCACAAGUAUAACACAAUAGCUUCUGCAGCGAAGGCACCACUCUGCUUUCCUGGCGUUAUGUCAGUUUGAUCAAGUCUUACUAAGCCAAAACCUGGCUUUUUUUUCUUUUCCAGCCACGAAAUUUAUUUGAAACAAUGAGGUUCUGCUAUGUAGUUUCUGUUUCAGUUUUCGAGAAAUGAAAUGGCUAAGGAGAACUGUUUCUAAUUUUGAGUGGAUAGGGACCCUGCAGCCAUUGUUCUCUGCCAUUUUGGGUAAGAGAGGAAGAUGACCGAAACUCAGAAAUGGGCAUGUACAUGAAUACAGUUCAAGGUAGCAAUUGUGCAGGAAGAUGGGAUUUGCAAGAAAAUAAUGGUAAAACUAAAAAGCGAAUGUUAUGUAUUC
Ricinus communis (castor bean) is the source of this 1439-nucleotide messenger RNA. RefSeq names its product probable aldo-keto reductase 1. Lineage: Eukaryota; Viridiplantae; Streptophyta; Magnoliopsida; Malpighiales; Euphorbiaceae. The record is from RefSeq and is a predicted model, not a curated record. Bases 38 to 1069 code for a protein of 343 amino acids. Gene Ontology annotation, cellular component: cytoplasm. The transcript has 6 exons.